CCGCAGGCCCCGGUCCCGCGAUCCGCCCGCGGCUCGGCCGGCCCGGCGCGCGGACAGAGUCUGAUCUGCUGGCUUCUCGCUGCUGAUCUCACCUUUCACCUGAAGAGGCCAGUGAAUCUCUCAUCCUCUCCUCCCACCCAUUGAGUCUCCCAAGUGUCCACAAUCUGGUUGUGCUUGGGCCCCGCCUCUGACAUUCUCUGCUGGCCUGGUUCAUGUAUGCUGAAGACUGGGCUGCGUGAAGACCUUGCUUACAGGGAAGAUGGCAGCUCUUCAUACAACUCCAGAUUCCCCAGCUACCCAGCUGGAGAGGGUAGAGGAUGGGUCAGAGUGUGAUUUUGACCAGGAGGAGGAAGAGGAAGAAGAAAAAGGGAAAGAGGAGGAGGUGGAGGAGGAGGAGGAGGAGGAAGAAAUAGUAGUGGAAGAGGAAGAAGAGGAGGACAUGGCAGAGGUGGUGGAGGAGGAGCAGGUGCAGGAGGUGGCAGAGGUGGAGGUGGAGGCAGAGUUGGAGGAAGAAGAUGACGAUGAUAACGACACGGAGGAGGUGAUGGCAGAGGAGCAGAGUCCAGGGUUGGGGACCCCUGAGUGUCUUAACCAUGGUGGUGAUGCCAAGUCCCCAGUUCUUCAGGAAAAGGCCCUGCAGGCUUCCCAGGUUACUGCUCAGGAUGAGGAUCUGGAGGAGGAAGAGGAAGAGGAGGAGGAGGAGGAAGAAGAAGAUGAGGAUGAUUUUCUUACAGCUGGGUCUCAGGGACUGGUGACCUUUGAAGAUGUGGCUGUGUACUUCUCUCUGGAGGAGUGGGAGAGGCUGGAUGCAGACCAGCGGAGYCUCUACCAGGAAGUAAUGCAGGAGAACUAUGGGAUCUUGGUGUCCUUAGGAUACCCAAUCCCCAAGCCAGAUCUGAUCUUCCACCUAGAACAAGGGGAAGAACCUUGGGUCCCAGAUAGCCCUCACCCUGAGGAGGGAGAUAUUGUCACUGGUGUCUACACAGGAGCCUGGUUCUGGAAUGACGAUAUAGAGGACCACGAGGAGGAAGAUGAUGAGGACUUCCUGGCAGAGAUGGCGGAGGAGGAGAACGAGCCACCAGGGCUAUGGUCCGCGGCCUAUGGCGUGGGGGAUGUCCCUGGGACGUGGGGCCCUGACGAUUCGGAUUCAGCCCAGACUCCAGAGGAGUGGGGGCCGGACCCAGGCAGCCUUGGGGUCCUGGCGGAGGAAUGUGAAGCAAAGCCCUUCCUACCUGGCCGGGAGCCAGGCUCGAACCUUCUGGCUCCCUGGUCGUUCCCCACUGCAGUGGCUGCCCCCACAGGGCGGCCUGAGACCACUUGCGAUGUAUGUGGCAAAGUAUUCCCACACCGGUCGCGGCUGGCCAAGCAUCAGCGCUACCACGCGGCUGUAAAGCCUUUUGGCUGCGACGAGUGUGGCAAGGGCUUUGUGUACCGCUCACACUUGGCCAUCCAUCAGCGCACACACACUGGCGAGAAGCCCUUCCCCUGCCCGGACUGCGGCAAGCGCUUUGUUUACAAGUCGCACUUGGUGACGCACCGGCGCAUCCACACUGGCGAGCGGCCUUAUCGAUGCGCCUUCUGUGGCGCAGGCUUYGGACGCCGCUCUUACCUGGUGACACACCAGCGCACACACACGGGCGAGCGGCCCUACCCAUGCCCACACUGCGGUCGCAGCUUCAGUCAGAGCUCCGCACUCGCGCGGCACCAGGCUGUCCACACAGCCGACAGGCCGCACUGCUGCCCUGACUGCGGCCAGGCUUUCCGCCUACGUGCCGACUUUCAGCGCCAUCGGCGUGGUGGAGGCUGUACAGAACCCAGUGGUGACGGCCCGCGACAGGAGUCCAGUGAGGUGGCUGCCACAGUGGGGCCCGAGGAGCAGGAAGCUGGGCCAGAGGGGCCUGAGGAGCCUGAGGCCGUUGAAACAGAUGGAGACCCCGAAGCGGAGGCUAGAGAGGAGGUGGCGGCAAUAGCGGAGGCGCCUGCUCCGGAGAGCAAGAAAGACCCCGAGCCAGACAGGCGGUUCCUGGAGAUGGGCAAUGGCCUGGGGGAGGGCGAAGGCCCUUCCUCGCACCCACUUGGUUUCCACUUUCCUGUGCAUCCCAAGUCUUGGCUCCACCCUGAUGGCUUUCCCAUCCUUGGCCUCCCAAACUUUGGAGAACGGCURCCGGCAGACGGGCGUCCCUUGCAGGGACCUUUGGGAAGCCCGCUGUCCCUGGUGGAGGGCACAGGGCUGGCCUGCGACCCUUUUGGUGGCGGCAGUGGUGGAGGCGGUGGUGGCGGACUGCGUGCCUUUGGGCCCACGGUUGGAGGGCUACUGGCAGAGCCAGCGCCCGCCGCGUUGGCAGAGGAGGAGAGCCCGUGGAUCUGCUCGGACUGUGGCAAGACUUUCGGGCGCCGUGCCGCGCUAGCCAAGCACCAGCGCUACCAUGCGGGCGAGCGGCCUCACCGCUGUGCUGACUGUGGCAAGAGUUUCGUGUAUGGCUCGCAUCUGGCGCGUCACCGGCGCACGCACACGGGAGAGCGGCCCUUUCCAUGCCCGGAGUGCGGGGCGCGCUUUGCCCGCGGCUCACACCUUGCAGCGCAUGUGCGCGGCCACACUGGCGAGAAACCUUUUGUGUGUGGUGUGUGUGGUGCUGGCUUCAGUCGCCGCGCUCACCUGACGGCGCAUGGGCGAGCACACACGGGCGAGCGACCCUAUGCAUGCGGUGAGUGCGGCCGGCGCUUUGGGCAGAGUGCCGCGCUGACACGGCACCAGUGGGCACACGCAGAGGAGAAGCCGCACCGCUGCCCCGACUGCGGCAAAGGCUUCGGCCACAGCUCGGACUUCAAGCGGCACCGGCGCACGCACACAGGAGAGAAGCCCUUCCGUUGCGCCGACUGCGGCCGCGGCUUCGCACAGCGUUCCAACCUGGCCAAGCACCGGCGUGGCCACACCGGCGAGCGGCCUUUCCCGUGCCCCGAGUGCGGCAAGCGCUUCUCACAGCGCUCGGUGCUCGUGACCCACCAGCGUACGCAUACAGGCGAGCGACCCUACGCCUGUGCCAACUGCGGCCGCCGCUUCUCGCAGAGCUCGCACCUUCUUACUCACAUGAAGACGCACCGUGGUGCGACAGGUGCGCCGGGGCAGGCAGCAGCGGCGGCCCCGGCGCCUAAGGCCGAGGCACCCACCAAGGGACUCUUGAGUGCUAAUGCGAGUUCCGGGUCAGGGGAGCGCGGUAGCACCUUGCUGGAGUUCGCUGGUGGGACGAGCUUCGGCUCGGAGCCUGCGACUGCAUUUGCGGGGCCCUCGGGUACCUAUGAGGAAAGCAUCAUGUGAGGGGCCCAAGGCAGCAGGAAGUUCAACCCUCUAGGUCACCGGCCCCUCCCCUGGGCGGCUCGGGCGCAGGCUGCUACGGGCCUGCCCCUUACCCCUCUGGCCUAGGAGUGGGGCCGAGGGUUCCAGUCCUGGGUGCGGUGCCUUCCUUCAGCCCUGAGUGUACCGCCUUCCGCCCCACCGCCUCGGGUUUCUUUCCRCCGGGCCCCAGAGGAGGGCGCCGUUGCCCUGGAGCACGAAUGGCUGUGUGGGGCGCGCUCCGGAGAGCACAGCAGCGAGUGGAGGCGGCCAGGGCUGGGGUCUGCCAUCCCUGACAAAGACUGCAACAUCUCUGGGUCUAUGCUGCCAGGCAGGGUGGUAGGGAUGGUGGGCGAGGCUAUUUAUUUUACUGGGAUUCCAAUUUGGGUGGCCCAGGUAAGUGACUUAGGAGUUUGUAACUGGGUUUUACAUCGAGGUCGGAGAAGCCCUUGUGUUGGGGAGGGUGGGCUGGUCGAAGUAAGAGCAUCCGGCUGCUGGGGUGGGUCAGUGUCAAGUCCUGUCUUCUGGGUUCAGCUGAGAACUUCUUUCAUUCCUUAGUGGGAGAUUCAGGGACCUUUCAGUGGUUUGUGUGUAUCAGAAAGUUUUAAGAACUGCGUGGGUGACAAAAGGAAGCCUUAUAGGUUUCCAAAGAACGGUGUUCCUCAAUAAUCCAGGGAGGAAAUGGAAAAGCUUUGAUUCUGUCGACUGUGGAUAUUUAUUUCUGUCUCUUGUAUGGCCUGAAGAAUGUGGGAGGACAAAAAGCCAGAAACCAAAUUUGUGGUCAGGGCUGACGGGUUAUAGAUAUUCACAGGGUCCCCAGAGAGUUUGAAGCCUUAUUCUCUAAAGUUGUUCACUCGCCUCACUCCACAUCACUGAGAUCAGCCAGGCGUUAGCCUUGGGUGGGUUUUGAUCUCAGUUUCCCAAGUAAGUCCUUUGGUCCUCCCACCUCUGGCAGCUGGAGAUGGCACACUCAGACAUCCUUGGGACACCCCAUUCAGGCUCUUACACACCUGGGUCCUAGCUUUCAAUUCUCCCAGCUGCCACGUCUCCUGGAGCAGGGGGAUACAUGGAGACCUGCCCUUCUGAGUCCAGUGCUCAUUUAUAUUAAAGCACUGAGAUUGGUCCAAGGACCUUCCCCAUGUCCCAUACUUAGGGCCCUACAACCUUCACAUGUCCCUUUAACUUUGCUUCAGUCAUUCUACACUAGAAACGAGUAGUGUUUCUGUCUAGAUUCACAUUUCACAGAUGGGUCAGUGGAAGCACUGAGGGUUUGGUGGCUUGCACAGUGGCUGCCCACAGGGUGUGGACCUGAGCCCCUAGCUCAGUGAUAAACUAAGUACCCCACUAUGCAAGGCCCCUGCCUGGUGGAUGCCUCACCCUCUAGACUGGACUGUUGGAAGCCACUGGGCAACAGCUGAGACACUUCUCAUGUGAGGCCCCCUCCCUUUGUGCUUUUUGGGCCARUGUGAUUGGGGCCAGAGAACUGAGAUUUUUAAAGUGACUGCAUUCCCUUAGACCUAGUUCCUUCUGUUUUAGUGUAGACAGGCCUCAGGGGCUGAGAGCCAGCAGCCAGGCUGCUAGGGGCUGGGUGGGGUAGGAGGCGUCGUAGUUGGUGGGUGGGAAAGGGCCUGGGUAGUGGUGGUAAGAACUAGCCUGGCCGGAGUGAGGUGGUGGGGUGGGGUGGUGAGGAGGAUAAGGGUCCCAGGGAGGGACAUAAGCAAUGGCCUCUCUGUUCCAGGUUUCUUCUCUCCCCAUGUCUUCUGGGACAUGAGCCUCAGGAAGGGUCAAAGGCUGGAGGAGGUAGGGGUUGGGGGUGUCUCUGACCUUGCCCUAGUGGCCAGGGCCUGGCACUGUGCCCAUCCCUCCCAAGCCCCAGCUGCUUCUGCCCUGCCUGAGCUGUCUGCAGGAAGACCUAGCUUUAAUAAAGAGUGGAGAAAC
Messenger RNA from Urocitellus parryii (Arctic ground squirrel), 5269 nucleotides. It is a transcript of the gene Znf316, whose product is annotated as zinc finger protein 316. Gene Ontology annotation, biological process: regulation of transcription by RNA polymerase II. Gene Ontology annotation, cellular component: nucleus. Gene Ontology annotation, molecular function: RNA polymerase II cis-regulatory region sequence-specific DNA binding; DNA-binding transcription factor activity, RNA polymerase II-specific. The record is from RefSeq and is a predicted model, not a curated record. NCBI's taxonomy places the organism in Eukaryota, Metazoa, Chordata, Mammalia, Rodentia, Sciuridae.